GUGUAUUUCUCAAGGCUGACUCGGCCGCUCUAGCCAGAGCCGCUCUAUGACUGUUUCGGGGCCCUUGGCGGAAGGAAGCGGUUUGCUUCUUGAGGGAAGGGGACGAGGGAGGUUGUUUUGGGUCUGGCAGGGCUGGUGGGCGCUUGCCGCGGGGGUCGCUGAGGUAAAGAAGGAACACGAGUCGCGGUCAUGGGGGUGCCUAAGUUUUACCGGUGGAUCUCGGAGCGGUAUCCUUGCCUCAGCCAAGUGGUGAAGGAGCACCAGAUUCCAGAAUUUGAUAACCUCUAUCUGGAUAUGAAUGGUAUAAUUCAUCAGUGUUCACACCCCAAUGAUGAUGAUGUUCACUUCAGAAUUUCUGAAGACAAGAUCUUCGCUGAUAUAUUUCAUUAUCUGGAAGUAUUGUUCCGCAUUAUUAAACCACGCAAGGUUUUCUUUAUGGCUGUUGAUGGAGUAGCUCCAAGAGCAAAAAUGAACCAGCAGCGUGGCAGACGUUUUAGGUCAGCAAAAGAGGCAGAGGACAAAAUAAAGAAAGCACUGGAAAAAGGAGAAAUCCUUCCCACAGAAGCCAGAUUUGAUUCCAACUGUAUUACCCCAGGGACUGAAUUCAUGGCUAGGCUGCAUGAACAUCUGAAGUAUUUUGUAAACAUGAAGAUUUCUACAGACACAUCCUGGCAAGGCAUAACUGUCUACUUAUCAGGCCAUGAGACACCAGGAGAAGGGGAACAUAAAAUUAUGGAGUUUAUAAGAUCAGAAAAAGCAAAGCCUGACCAUGAUCCAAACACAAGACACUGUCUGUAUGGUUUAGAUGCUGAUUUGAUUAUGCUUGGGCUGACAAGUCAUGAACCACAUUUUUCACUUUUAAGAGAGGAGGUCCGAUUUGGUGGCAAAAAGUCACAAAGAGCAUGUGCCCCUGAAGAAACCACUUUUCAUCUGCUGCACUUGUCUUUAAUGAGAGAAUAUGUUGACUAUGAAUUUUCACCAGUUAAAGACAAGAUUUCAUUUGCAUAUGAAAUUGAAAGAAUAAUAGAUGACUGGAUCUUAAUGGGCUUUCUUGUUGGAAAUGAUUUUAUCCCUCAUCUACCUCAUUUGCACAUUAAUCAUGAUGCACUGCCAAUGCUUUAUAGAACAUACAUGGCUGUAUUGCCUGAACUUGGAGGUUAUAUUAAUGAGAGUGGGCACCUCAACUUACCACGGUUUGAGAAAUACCUUAUAAAACUGUCAGAUUUUGAUCGUGAGCACUUUAGUGAAAUCUUUGUAGAUUUAAAGUGGUUUGAAAGUAAAGUGGGUAAUAAAUAUCUGAAUGAAGCAGCUGGAAUUGCAGCUGAGGAAUCAAGAAAACAAAAGAAACAUAAGGCUCAGGAAAAUACAAUAUGCUUGGCUGCUUUAGAGAAAACUGGCAAUGAAAAUGUAGCAACUUCAAAAACUCCAUUAGAAAAUGAACCAGAAGAUGAUGAUUUGUUUGAGACAGAAUUUAGACAAUACAAAAGAACAUACUAUAUGACAAAGAUGGGUGUAGAAGUAGUUUCAGAUGACUUUCUGGCUGACCAGGCAAAAUGUUAUGUCCAAGCAAUACAGUGGAUAUUGCACUACUACUAUCAUGGGGUUCAGUCCUGGAGCUGGUACUACCCCUACCACUAUGCACCUUACCUCUCAGAUAUUCGGAAUAUCAGUGAACUGAAGAUUCAUUUGGAUUUAGGAAAACCCUUCAUGCCAUUUGAACAGCUUCUUGCAGUACUGCCAGCAGGUAGCAAGGAUUUGCUUCCAAAGUGCUACCAGCAUUUGAUGACCAAUGAAGAUUCUCCCAUUAUUGAAUACUAUCCUACAGAAUUUAAAACUGAUCUAAAUGGAAAGCAACAAGAAUGGGAAGCUGUAGUGUUAAUUCCAUUCAUUGAUGAGAAACAACUAUUAGAAGCAAUGGAACACUGCAACAAGUUAUUGACAGUGGAAGAAAGACAAAGGAAUAGACACAGUGAAUGCUUAAUGUAUUUCUAUGAGGAAGGUACAGAGUUCCAGUACCCAUCACCAUGGCCAGAGAAAUUCCCUUCCAUUGAAAGGUGCCAUGCCAGGCACAAAGCAAUGUCUUUGGAUGCUUGGCGUGUAGAUAUAGCCCAUAACAAAAUAACCACAUUGGAUUUGGAGAAGCUAUAUUUUCGUGGUUUUCCUACUCUGAAGCACAUUAAACAUAAGUUCUAUCUUAAAAAAAGUGGGGUACAAGUGUUUCAACAGAGCAGCCAUGGAGAAAAUAUGCUGCUGGAAAUUAUGGUUGCAGAUGAUCCAGCCGAGCUGAGUGUAGAAAAUGUAGCCAGUUUGGUGCUUGGGAAAUCAGUAUUUGUUAACUGGCCACACUUGGAGGAAGCCAGAGCCGUUGCUGUAUCAGAUGGUGAAACUAAGUUUUCUUUAGAGGAACCUCCUGGAACACAAAAGCUCUACAUGGGAAAUGCUGUGCCACCAACUAAAGUAACCUUUGUUGGAGAUAAAGAACAGAACAUAUGGAUCAAGGAAAUUCAGGGAAUUUCAGAAUACUACCAGAGAAGAAAAGGAGUGAUUAUAAAUGAUACAUCUGUAAUUGUGUAUGCUCAGUUACUAACUGGAUGCCGAUAUCAGUUGAAUCAAAGUGGUGAAGUGUACUUGGAGAAGCAAUGGUCCAAGCAAGUUCUGCCUUUUGCCUACCAAACAGUUGUCAGGGAGAUAAAAACGUUUGAUUCCCGCUUCUCCAAACUGAAAACUUUGGAUGACCUAUUCCCUCUUGGAUGUACAGUCUUCAUGCUGGGGACACCAUACUAUGGCUGCACAGGAGAAGUUCAGGACUCAUCUGAUGUUAUAUUAGAGGGUAGAAUCCGAGUUGUUUUCAGCAUUCCAUGUGAACCUCAACUAGAUAUCUUAAUACAGAAUCAGCAUAAAUAUUCUGUGAAGUACAAUCCUGGAUAUGUGUUGGCCAGUCGUCUUGGAAUUAGUGGCUAUCUUGUAUCAAGAUUUACAGGAAGCAUUUUUAUUGGAAGAGGAUCCAGGAGAAAUCCCCAUGGAGAUCACAAAGCAAAUGUGGGACUGAACCUAAAAUUCAAUAAAAAGAAUGAAGAAGUCCCUGGUUAUACUAAGAAAGUUGGAAAUGAGUGGUUGUAUUCUUCUGCAGUAGAACAACUCCUUGCUGAAUAUUUAGAAAGGGUACCAGAACUAUUCAGUUAUCUAGCCAAAAACAGUCAAGAAGAUAUAUUCUAUGAAGAUGACAUUUGGCCUGGAGAAGAGGAGAAUGGUGCUGAGAAGGUUCAAGAAAUUCUUGCAUGGCUAAAGGCUCAUCCUGUCAGUAUGCUCUCACGUUCUUCUUGUGAUCUACAAAUUCUGGAUGCAGCUAUUGUUGAAAAGAUUGAAGAGGAAGUAGAAAAAUGCAAGCAAAGAAAAAGUAAUAAGAAAGUGCGUGUGACAGUGAAACCCCACUUGCUAUACAGACCUUUAGAACAACAACAUGGAAUUAUACCAGACCGUGAUGCAGAAUAUCGACUGUUUGAUCGUGUUGUGAAUGUGAGAGAGAGCUUUUCAGUUCCCCUUGGCCUUCGAGGAACCAUAAUAGGAAUUAAAGGAGCCAGCAGAGAAUCUGAAGUUCUGUAUGAAGUACUGUUUGAUGAAGAAUUUCAUGGUGGCUUAACAAUAAGGAGUUCACCUGCUAGAGGGUACCGCAUACCAGCUAGUGCCUUAAUUAACCUAUCCUAUGGUAAUCGGUCCGAAAUGGGAAAUCAGAAGCUAACAGCCAUAGUCAAACCCCAGCCAGCUGUGAGUUCCUACAACUCAUAUUCACCUGAAUCUGUUUCUGUAUCUUCACAAAAAGCACAUCUAGGAGGUCUCAACCAUUCCCCUCGUUCCCUCUUUGUUCCUACUCAACAGCUGAAUGGAAAGCAAUAUAACAGUAUCAAGGCUGAAAACCAGGGUAAUUCUGGUUCCCUCCAGAAAGGAUCAUAUUUAAGUGGCAAGCAAAAAUACAAAGCCCAGAACAAACAAGAUGAUGAAUUCUGCAGCAUUUGGCAGUCUUUGCAGAGCUCAGGAAAGUCUCAGCCGGCCCAACAAAAUAGGCAUGAAAAGGGUGGAAUUUUACCUCAAUACAUAAAGUUAAAUGCUGGAGGCCAGUUUUGCAAACCAGGCUUUAAUGAGAGUAGCUUUAAAGGCCAACAAAGAAAACAGGAAUCAUUCAGGAAAUCCAAAGAAGAGUCUAAGGAUCCAAGAAAUGAAGGUCCAACACAUCAAGUACCAAAUAAACUGAAUGUUACAGGUGCUAAGUAUAAUGUGAAACUUCUAAAGAGGAAAGAAGAUCCAGAUGUGCCAUUGAAACAGAAUGCUGCAGUGGAUCGUCUUGGUAUUGCUGAAAAGGAUGGAUCUGAACUUGGAGACAUUUUCACAUCUUUGAAAAUUUCCAAAGACAAGGAAAUACAGUCAUCUUAUUCCAAGGAGUCAAUAAAUGAAGAGCACUUAUCUCCACAGUCUUUUGCAAUGAAAGGAACACAGAUGCUCAAAGAAAUUUUGAAGAUAGACACUUCUGAUACAGCAGAAGGAAAGACAGUAGCUAAUGAAGUUUCUUCCACUUGUAGACGAGAUACUUAUGGACCUGCUUCACACCACAGACAUCCAAAAAAGAUGGCUGCUUUCAUGAGCAAAUCCCCUAGCACAGGAGGGUCUCAGAAUACUCAGGCAGUGGAAACUGGAGGCCAGCCUCUUCUUGGACCAUCAAACCCCUUAUCAACUCCAGUAGCAGAGCUUUCACGUAUAUGUUCCCUUAUUGGAAUGUUGCAACCCGAUUUUUCAUUCCUCAGAACUCCACAGACAAUGACAGUUUGUCAGGUAAAGCUGUCAAAUGGUUUAUUAGUACAUGGACCUCAGUGUCACUCUGAAAAUGAAGCCAAGGAGAAAGCAGCACUUUUUGCUUUACAACAGUUGAGCUCUAUGGGAAUGAACUUUCCUCCGCCACCAACACCACCAUCAGUAUUUCCAAAUUAUCAGACUGUAGGACCUCUUGUAUCACAUGGAUCCAUUCCGCCAGUCUUCGCCCAGCACACUGGUAAUGUGUUUCAUUCACCAGCUCAGGCAUUUGGUCCAGUGCCAUGGGGAACACCAAUGCCAGUCCAUGGCAAACCUUAUUAUCCAGGUUCAUAUCCAGGAAACAUGUCUUUUUUAGGCCCUGUACAAGUUGGCGCACACAAUCAAUUUAUACCUUUGCAAGUAACUAAAAAAAGGGCUGCAAGCAAGGUGAACUCUGAAGCUAAGGAAUUCCUAGAUUCUUCUCAAUGUGUACAGUUAAACAAUGAACAGCCAGUAUCUGAUACAACAGCACUGAAUCCCCAAGAUUCAGUGUCUCUUCCUCAAGUAGCUCAGCCUACAAUGUCAUAUCAAGAGAAAACAGCUUCUCCAAACUCAGUAGGACCUCGUAAAAAGUCAGCAUCAAAUGCUUUUGCCAAACGAAAGCCAAGGAAAUUGGCUGUUAAUUUUGGUGCACCCAAGCCUUCAGAAUAAGUGUGAUACAUGAGUGACUUCAUUUUUUGGUAGUGUUCAAAAAAUAAGUGCUGUAUCAAAUUUUAAACAAAAUUCAAAAGAUGUUUUGAAUUGUGAAUACCUUCUGUCAGCUACAUUAUUUGAAAAAUAUGUUCACUGGAGAAUUUGAUUAAACCUCGUAACACCUAGGAAACACAGAAUUAACACAACUACAUCAUCCAUUGUGCCUAGGUCUCAAAAAAGUGGCUUUUCUGUAUUAUUCCAAGAGAAGAACAAUAAUAUUGAGAUUGCAAUUCUAAUUUAUAACUGCUUUGUUUAAACCAAGAGAUUAGAGACUUGUCCUCAUACAAAACGUGAAUUGUAGGUGUUCUGUCUCCUUUUCAAGGAUGUUAUGACUUCUGAAAAUGAUUUAUUUAUAUGUAUUUUCAGAUCCUUUUGCUCUGAUAUUGUGAACAGAUUUAAUUAAUGUGGCAAUGCUAGCUUUGCUUUAUGUAAAGUUCAUUUCUAGGUGUUCUGCCAAAGCAACUUUGACAUUUGUCUGCCUAGAUUUACUGCAAUGCAUUCUUUUCUGUUAAGUAGCACCAUGAACAAAUUAUUGACAGGAAACCAGAGUAAACAUGCUUCAGGGAUAUAGAGUAGUCUAUAUGCAAAUGUGUAAAAGAGGUACCCCUGUAAUAGUUACAAGAAGUAUUUUGGUAAAUUUACUCUUUUCUGGUGCUUCAAUAAACCACAGGCUCGCUAAAGAGCUGAUUUUGAUUAUAAAUCAAGCAUUCUUUUUGACAAAUUCUGUGCUUCUUAUUGUUCAGUAAUAACUAUAUAUUCUUGAAACUGGUGUAUACAAAGCAUGAUGCCAGAAAUAGUAUGUUUUCGUAAAUAUGAAUAAUAUUGUCAAUUAAUUCUUUGUGUUUGUCCAGGCCAAGGGAUUUGGUGUUUAUGUUUUCCCUUCAGAAGAUUGCAGACCAACCCAGUCCCUCAAAUUCAAAUUCUCUCAAACAUUGUAUUGGUUCUCCAGUACUGUUAUCCUGUAGUCUGAUGUUCUUCAGAACCUAGCUCAUAUUUCAUAGUGUGAGAAGGAAAUAUGCUGAAGGCUACUACUUUAUCACUAAGUUUUAAAAUGGCUCAGUCUUACAUUUUUGGCAGAAAUCAUCUUGGCUUUCAUGCCUCACACAUUGCUAUGUAAGAAAAUAAUGUUUGAUUAGUGCCAUUAGCGUCAUCUUAGCUCGUUACAUGAAUCAGAGCUACUUAAAUUGAAGUUUCUUUAAGUGUCUGUCCAAGACAAAAUAUACUAAUAUCACCUCUCAGACUAUGGGAUAUGACACAUUAAUUUUUGUGAGCAGGUAGAAUGCUCCUUAGUUUAAAAGGGCCACACUGCAGUAUGGGAAGUGUGUAUUUUCCUCUGAACCGGGAGCAUAUUCCAGCUCAACUGCCAAAUGCUUUUUCCACUUGAUUUCCAUGUAAGAGGGAAUGCAUGCUGGCACUGAGAUCGAGGAAAUGUAAAAGCACUUUAACUUGGGGCACAGUCCAGAAAAAAUUCUAUUGAUAUCUGGCAUAUAUUUUAAUUAGUAUAAUUUCCAUCAUUCUUAAUUUGUUCAGUUUUCUGGCAUUCCAGUGCACGAAUAUGGUUACAGAUUUCUGUGGAAGAGAGAAUGAUUAGAUUUGCUAAUGUUUCUGCUAUAUUACUUUAAAUUUAAGUUUUGGGGGUGCCUAGGGAUAGAGGUGACUAAUUUGCCCUUGGAAUUUCUUCUUGUAUAUUAAAUUUGUUAAGGUUUACUAUGGUCUCUACUGUCCACCUGCAAGAACUAGUCCUAAAGGAUAUAUGACAUUGUUAUUUGACUCAGAACCAGCAAAAUCAUCUGUUUUAAUAUUACUUUAUACAAGGACAUCUGUGCUCUAAGAGAGCUGCUGGUCAGGUUUUCAUCAGCCUGCUUUCCAUCUAUGUUCCACACAAUCUCCCUUUCAUUGUUGUGGAUUCUUAUCUAUCUGCAGGAUCAGUAAUAUUUUCCUUAUUCAAGUGCCCAGUUUCUAUAUGGGUAUGCUUGUAAGGUACAAAUAAUUGUCUUAGGCUAUUUUGUUCACUAUUUCAGUUUCUUUUAAUAUAUAUAUAUAUAUAAUUCAUUUCUCUCAAAGUGUAUUUUGUAAAUUCUGGAAUUUUUCACUAAAGUAUUGUACAAAGUAGUAUUUUAUUAAAAUCUGAAAGGGAUGACUUUUAUGUGCACAUUUUUAUAGUUCCUUUUUUUAAAAAAAGAACUUUGUCUAUCAGCCAAGUGAAAUGUUUAAAACUGGCAUGGAUAUGAAGUGUAUUGUGUUGUCUAUUUCAAGAUUUUACCAUGUACAGUAGUUAUGCUAAAGAUUGUGCGAAGGUAUUUUAAAUAUGAAUGUAAAAAUACACACUGAAGGAAUAAAUCAUAUAGGUUAAAUACUCUGGAAGGCUUUAAUACAGUAAUUUUAUGAAUACUUGCCCUUGUCUGAUCGCAUGAUAAAGUGUGUGUAUGUGUGUGCACUACUAUAUGUAUUUGAUAAGCUUGUUUCUUUCAUUGCCAGUUAAAACAUGACUUCAUUGUGAUGAUCUGUGGAUUAAAAAUAUGAUCAUUCAGCAUUAAAA
Pogona vitticeps (central bearded dragon) is the source of this 8074-nucleotide messenger RNA. RefSeq names its product 5'-3' exoribonuclease 1 (gene XRN1). The record is from RefSeq and is a predicted model, not a curated record. Gene Ontology annotation, biological process: rRNA catabolic process; nuclear-transcribed mRNA catabolic process. Gene Ontology annotation, cellular component: nucleus. Gene Ontology annotation, molecular function: RNA binding; 5'-3' RNA exonuclease activity. NCBI's taxonomy places the organism in Eukaryota, Metazoa, Chordata, Lepidosauria, Squamata, Agamidae.